This is a messenger RNA of Cucurbita maxima (winter squash), 2491 nucleotides long. RefSeq names its product O-fucosyltransferase 3-like. NCBI's taxonomy places the organism in Eukaryota, Viridiplantae, Streptophyta, Magnoliopsida, Cucurbitales, Cucurbitaceae. The transcript is spliced from 7 exons. The record is from RefSeq and is a predicted model, not a curated record. Gene Ontology annotation, cellular component: chloroplast; cytoplasm. Bases 566 to 2146 code for a protein of 526 amino acids.
AUAUAAACACAUCAAUUUUGUAGACUUUCUUGUGUUUGCUUCUACACCCAAACACACUAAUCACUAUUUUCCAAGCCCACGCAAAUUUCAGCGUUCCUUUUCUUCCUUGUUUGAGUUUCAGAGUUGGAAAUAUAUAGGAAACGGCAGAAAUUUGCGGGAAAGUUUAAUGAGAAGGCAUUUAUUUUGUCGUUCCAGCUUAAUUUUCUUCAUUUUUAGCUCGUGAAUCGCCACCUCCAUUCCGCACCCCUCUUCACUUCUGAUGUUUUUCCGUUUCUUCUUCAAUCCAAACAGCCCAUUAGCUGAGAUUGUGAUUGAUUGCCCGAUUCAGCCUUUUGGGCUUUCCAUCUACUGAGAUUCAAUUCCCCUAGCUGAACCGAUUUGCAUGAUACCGAUAAUUUAGUUUACUGUAAGUUGUUCGUGUUCUCGGGUGUGAAGCGGGCUUCAAUCCCCGAACGGCGAUGCAAAUCUGGAAAUCGUAAGCCUCGGAAUGGAUAUUUUGAAUGUGGGAAUUGAUUGGAUAGGGGAGCACUUUGAAUGAGGCAGCAAUGUGGUGUUUAGCGGAGCAAUGGAAGUUAGAUCUGAGGGUGUACAAGUUAGGUCCGAUAAACUCCCAGUUCCUGUAGUUCCGAGGACCCGUUUGCAGGUUUGGUUUGUUCGCGUCUGCUCCAGCAUUUUGCUCUGGACAUUUUUUGUUCAGCUCGUUGCAUUUGGGAAGUUAUGGCAUCCCCUUUUUAUAUCCAAUAUAACCAAUCGGAUUUCGCAAGUUACUGGGAUUCCGCUCUCGCUACACGUCGGAGAGUCCAUUCAAUCGGCGCCGCUUCUUCCAGCAAGGAACUAUUCAAGUAAUGGUUAUCUUCGAGUGUCCUGCAAUGGGGGCUUAAAUCAGAUGCGUGCUGCGAUCUGUGAUAUGGUGACUGUUGCUCGCCUUUUGAACUUGACGUUGGUUGUUCCAGAACUUGAUAAAACAUCUUUUUGGGCGGACCCGAGGUAUGUUCCUUUUCUUGCUAUCUGUGAUUUGGUUACUUUCUCUAACAAAUUCCAGUAUGUUAACACUGAGCUCUCGUGCAGUAAUUUUGAUGACAUAUUUAAUGUGAAGCAUUUUAUUGAUUCACUGAGAGACGAAGUCCGCAUUGUCAGAAGACUACCCAAAAAGUUCAAUAGGAAGCAUGGAUUUAUACCAUUUUCCAUGCCUCCAGUUAGCUGGUCAAAUGAAAAAUAUUAUUUAGAACAGAUUCUUCCUCUCUUUAAGAAGCACACAGUGUUGCAUUUUAAUAAAACAGAUGCACGCUUGGCAAACAAUGGAAUCCCAGUUUACUUACAGAAACUCAGGUGUCGAGUCAAUUUUCAGGCACUGAAAUUCUCCCCUCAGAUUGAAACAUUGGGUUAUAAGUUAAUCCGUCUACUUCAAGAAAAGGGACCCAUUGUGGUCUUGCAUCUGAGAUACGAGAUGGAUAUGCUGGCCUUUUCAGGUUGUACACAUGGCUGUACGACGAAAGAAGCCGAUGAGCUCAAACAAAUGAGAUAUGCAUUCCCUUGGUGGAGAGAGAAAGAGAUAUUGUCUGAAGAGAGGAGAUCACAGGGUCAGUGUCCUCUGACUCCAGAGGAAGCGGCACUGACAUUACAGGCCUUGGGUUUUAACAAGGAGACACAGUUAUAUAUUGCUGCCGGGGAGAUUUAUGGUAGUGAACGGAGGCUUGCAACUCUUAGGGAAGCCUUCCCAAUGACUGUGAAAAAGGAAGCAUUGCUAUCCCCAGAAGAAUUGAAGUUAUUUCGGAAUCAUUCAUCGCAAAUGGCAGCUUUAGAUUUCAUGGUUUCUGUAGCCAGUAACACUUUCAUUCCUACCUAUGACGGUAACAUGGCAAGACUUGUUGAAGGUCACCGGAGAUACCUGGGGUUUAAGAGAACAAUAACACUGGAUAGGAAAAAGCUAGUAGAACUAGUGGAUAUGCAUCAGAAUGGUACUCUUUCUUGGGAUGACUUUGCAGCUGCUGUAAGAUUGGCACAUGAGAAAAGGCAAGGUCAGCCACUGCAACGGAGAGCCAUUCCAGACAAGCCAAAGGAAGAAGAUUACUUUUAUGCCAAUCCACAUGAAUGCUUCUGUGAGGGAAUGAACUGCCAUCAUAGUAACUCAAGUGAAGUACUUUAACUGCCACUGACCAAACCCAGAACCCCAACUUUGUUCAUGGCGUUCCAGUGGGGAGAUCUUCUCGCUUUCAUUGCACGGUGCCCAGUCAUGUCAAUACUCAAAGUCUGAGAGGUUUGUUUAUACAAAGCAAUAGAAAUAAGAUCCUUUAGGAUUCUCCCUUGAACAUCCAUGCAUUUGUUUAUAUAGUUUUAUAUUUGUUUUAUGCAACUCUUUUUCAAUCCUGCCAUAAAAUUUUAUCAUUUGUAUCAGAUGUGUGAGAUGUCAACAAUUUUUGCAUAUGCUUAUUACAGCUUGUUCUUGCUUCUACACUAACUCAGUAAACAAGCAUUGCUUCUUUUCACUUAA